This is a messenger RNA of Scaptodrosophila lebanonensis, 1305 nucleotides long. RefSeq lists its product as uncharacterized. The transcript has a single exon. The coding region runs from base 1 to 1305 and encodes 434 amino acids. The record is from RefSeq and is a predicted model, not a curated record. NCBI's taxonomy places the organism in Eukaryota, Metazoa, Arthropoda, Insecta, Diptera, Drosophilidae.
AUGCGUGACUGUGAAAUUUUAAAAAUAUGUUUUCUCUUGGCAUGCCUUCUGCAAUGCGUCAGCGCACGAUUAGCGUUCAUGCCAAAGUUCUAUGGCCAAGAUAGUGCUGUAAUUGUGGAUACGGAUAAGACGUUGCCUGCGCGCCUUAAUCCCAAACUUCAAAAUGCUCUAUACUACAACAUACCAGUGUAUAAGCUGAUCAAGCCGGCAGGCUUUAGUCCCACCAUUCCGACUACAACAACCACAACAGCAGUGCCAACACCCUCAGAGGAGUAUCCAGAGGAUUUGCUUUAUAUGGCCCGCAACAAGCUGGGACUCAAGCGACUUGAGCUGCCCAGCCUAAGCGAACUGGGCGAGCUUCUGGGCACUGGAAGUGCAACUGAAACAGUCAAAUAUAUACGCACCAUGACCUCUAAUGAACAGGGCAUAGCUCUAAUGAAGGCCUACUUGCAAACGCUCGACUAUGGACAGAGCGACACGGAUGCUGAUGGCGAUGCGGAUGUCACCGACAAUGAGGAUGAGGCAAUAGAUGGCGAAGAUGACAAUAAUGAUGAUAAUUCCACGGAUAACGCAAAUUUAGAUACCGACUAUGACAACCUACCUGUAAAGCAACCCUCUACAAAAACUACAACAACCACGACGACGACUACAGUAAAGCCCUCGACGGAGGGCAGCUUUAUGCAGCGCAUGGGCGACUUUAUGAGAAACUAUAAUCUGUGGUCUGAAGACAGCAUGCAGGAGGCCUCAACAACGAGUUCGACGCCAGUACCUUUCAAGCCUGUUUUUGUAGUUCCACCACUGUCGGCAAAAGCACCAGUCGGGGUGCCACUAAUGCGUCCGCUCUUAAUGCGACGGCCACUGCCCUAUCACUAUCCCAUACCUAUUCGACCUCUGCUCCGUUCACAAACAGUUCAUAAGCCUGUCGAAUUAUCCACAACAACAUCUGCUCCAGCUUCAACCUCAACCACAGUGCGAACGACAACAGAAGAACCAUCGCCUAUCCACAUGACGUCCCUUAAGCCUUCAGAGCGUGAAGAUAAGGAUAUCGUUGCUGUUAGCACUGCUCCCGUAGCACCGCACAUACAACAACUGGCCAGAAUGGCGAACGUCUCGCCCCAAAUUUUGGAUCGCUUUCUGCAGCAGCAACCGAAACUAGCGGAGCUGGCCAAGCAUGUGAGUCGCCUGCCGCUUGCUCAGGAGCAUAGCCAGGUCAUCGACUCGCAACUCUUUAUGGCCGUGCAGCGCGCAUUGUCUCAGGAUGAGGAGCUCAAGCACUUACUCAAAGCAGCGCCAACUUUAGUAUAG